Messenger RNA from Anopheles stephensi (Asian malaria mosquito), 931 nucleotides. It is a transcript of the gene Cpr65Az, whose product is annotated as endocuticle structural glycoprotein SgAbd-2. Bases 103 to 576 code for a protein of 157 amino acids. NCBI's taxonomy places the organism in Eukaryota, Metazoa, Arthropoda, Insecta, Diptera, Culicidae. The transcript is spliced from 2 exons. Gene Ontology annotation, molecular function: structural constituent of chitin-based larval cuticle. The record is from RefSeq and is a predicted model, not a curated record. Gene Ontology annotation, cellular component: chitin-based extracellular matrix.
GAUUUCGGAAGGCCAUCAGUUCCAUCGCAGCAAUCGCAGUGUAAAGGAGUAGCAACAGUCGUCCAAGUCAAGUGUUUCUUUCAAGAGCCAGUUCCAACCAACAUGAAGAUGUACGUCGUCGCCUCGCUGGGAAUGCUGCUGGUUGCUUCGGCCAUGGUUGCCGCCGACCAGUACCAUCACGCCCCGGAGUAUGAGCAUGCACCGGCCAAGCACAUCCCGAUCGUGCACAGCGAAUCGUACAGCAGCCACGAUGGUAGCUACAAGUUUGCGUAUGAAUCGGGCAACGGAAUCACUGCCCAGGAGGAAGGAUUCGUCAAGAACGCAGGCCAGAAGGACCACGAGGUGCAGGUUGCCCACGGUUCGUACUCGUACACCGAUCCCCAUGGUGUGCCGGUGUCCCUGAGCUACGUUGCCGAUGAGAAUGGAUUCCAGGUGCAGGGAUCGCACGUCCCAACUCCGCCGCCGGUCCCGAAGGAGCUGGUCGACGCUUACGCUAAGGCCGCCAGCCAGCCCCAGAGCCAUGAUGAGCCGGAGUAUGCUCAGCCUGCCCAGGGCCACGGAUACAGCGCUUACUAAGGCGGAGAGUGCCUAAGCUGAGGGUGCCAACAGUGGUGGCAUUCCCUUUUUCGAAGAGGCUGAGCCAGUAGGAUGGCAAAACAGUAAUCUCAAAGCAAUACUGACUGACUUAGUGGUCUGGCAAACUUUGCUGAUUUGCUGAUGUACCCAAAUAUAUGUGAUAUAAAACAUUUUUAAAGAAAAAUUUAACAAAUUUGGUUUAUUUUUUAUUAUUUAUUUUUCUUAUUUUUAUUAAUUUUUAAAAUGUUAAUUACACCUCAUACCUACUCUAAAAAUAGGUAAAUUGUCUAUAAAAGCCUAGCAAAUUUAUUAAAACAAUUUUUUAACUCUGCAAAAUGCUUCAAAAUGACCUACA